Molecule: messenger RNA, 1878 nt
Organism: Fraxinus pennsylvanica
Lineage: Eukaryota; Viridiplantae; Streptophyta; Magnoliopsida; Lamiales; Oleaceae
Source: the annotation of a GenBank genome assembly
AUGGGGCUCUGUUUUUCAAUUGUGCCUCUGUUUCUUGUACUAAUUGGGAUGCUUCCUUCGGCAUUGGGCGGCCAUGACUAUGGCCAAGCUCUUACUAAGAGCAUUCUCUUCUUUGAAGCUCAGAGAUCUGGUUACUUGCCCAGUAAGCAAAGAAUCCAAUGGCGGGGUAAUUCUGGACUCAGUGAUGGAAAAAUCAACGGGGUGGAUCUCGUUGGGGGGUACUAUGAUGCAGGGGACAAUGUGAAAUUCGGGCUUCCAAUGGCAUUCACAAUUACAAUGAUGUCUUGGAGCAUAAUCGAGUAUGGAAAACAAAUGGGUGCUAGUGGAGAACUUAGCAAUGCAUUGGAUGCUAUAAAAUGGGGCACUGAUUAUCUAAUCAAAGCCCAUCCGGAGCCUAAUGUUCUUUAUGGAGAGGUUGGAGAUGGAAACACAGACCAUUACUGUUGGCAAAGGCCAGAGGACAUGACCACCUCACGGGCCGCGUAUAAAAUUGACCCGACCAAUCCGGGAUCCGAUCUCGCCGGUGAAACUGCUGCUGCCAUGGCGGCUGCAUCCAUAGUGUUUCGCCACUACAACCCGUCCUAUGCUAAUGAACUACUCGAACAUGCCUACCAGCUAUUUGAUUUUGCGGACAAAUACAGGGGCAAAUAUGACAGUAGCAUUACCUUGGCACAAAAGUACUACCGAUCUGUUAGUGGAUAUGCUGAUGAAUUGCUGUGGGCAGCAGCAUGGUUGUACAAGGCAUCAAACAAUGAGUACUACUUGACAUACCUAGGGAACAAUGGUGAUUCACUAGGUGGAACUGGUUGGGCCAUGACUGAGUUUGGAUGGGAUGUGAAGUAUGCUGGUGUUCAGACAUUAGUUGCCAAGUUCCUAAUGCAAGGAAAAGGUGGACACUACACACCAGCGUUCGAGGAGUACCAGCAAAAAGCCGAGUAUUUUAUGUGUUCAUGCCUUGGAAAGGGCUCCGCCAAUGUUCAAAAGACUCCGGGAGGACUCAUUUUUCGGCAGAGGUGGAACAAUAUGCAGUUUGUAACAAGUGCUUCAUUCCUCCUCGCUGUCUACUCUGAUUAUCUAUCCUCUGCCGGAAAGUCCCUCAAGUGUGCUUCUGGCUAUGUUCCACCAUCUGAACUUUUCUCUUUUGCUAAAUCUCAGGUUGAUUACAUUCUUGGAGACAACCCAAGAGCCACAAGUUACAUGGUGGGAUAUGGAAACAACUACCCACAACAAGUUCACCAUAGAGGUUCUUCAAUUGUCUCCUUUAAGGUAGACCCUUCAUUUGUUAGUUGCCGAGGAGGGUAUGCCACAUGGUUCAGUAGGAAGGGAAAGGACCCAAAUCUCCUUACCGGUGCACUUGUUGGAGGACCUGAUGCUUAUGACAACUUUGCUGAUCAAAGAGACAACUAUGAACAAACUGAACCAGCUACCUACAACAAUGCCCCCCUUUUGGGCUUAUUGGCAAGGCUACAAGGUGGUCACGACGGGUACAAUCAGCUCCUUCCAGUGGAACUUCCUGCACUUAAACCGGUUAAUACUAAGCCAAAAGCAGCUCCAAAACCUGAAAUAACACCAGCUACAGCUUCAUCUGCCAGCCCUAUUGACAUUGCACAAAAGGAGACAACUUCAUGGGUUGCGAAAGGAAAAACUUACUACAGAUACUCCACAAUAGUAACCAAUAAGUCUCCCAAGACCUUGAAAAAUUUGAAGCUUUCGAUUUCCAAGCUCUACGGUCCUAUAUGGGGUCUCAUGAAGUCCAGUGAUUCUUAUUCAUUCCCAGCAUGGAUUGACUCAUUGCCUGCAGGAAAAAGCAUUGAGUUUGUUUAUAUUCACUCUGCUUCUCCAGCAGAGGUCUCAGUCUCAAGUUACACUCUCGUCUAA